ACCAUGCGCUUCCGCGCAUUCGAUGAAUUGUGCAAUCGCGUCCUUUUCCUGCGCUUGAGCGGACAGUCACCUCCAAUGCUGGUGUAUCGCGCGAAGCCUGCGAACAACGGCGCGGUCUUGCUGCUGUUCCCAGGCGCGGCUCACAUCGACGUUUGCCCGGCCGAGCUGCCGCUCGCGGAGGGGCCCGCCGGUGGUGGGGGGCCGUCGCCGGCGGUGCCGCCGCAGACUGGGCCCGCGCGCCAGGGCGCGAAGGAUGCAAUCGAGCAGCGGUUGGCCGAAGUGCAGCGCAACCUUUCGACUGCCCGCGACCCGUCGGAGAUUGCGCGCUUGAGCCAGGCCGCGGCGGUGCUGAUUCAGGACAGG
This is a messenger RNA of Prorocentrum cordatum, 363 nucleotides long. The record is from the annotation of a GenBank genome assembly. Lineage: Eukaryota; Dinophyceae; Prorocentrales; Prorocentraceae.